Messenger RNA from Pseudophryne corroboree (corroboree frog), 6486 nucleotides. RefSeq names its product family with sequence similarity 149 member A (gene FAM149A). Bases 339 to 2702 code for a protein of 787 amino acids. NCBI's taxonomy places the organism in Eukaryota, Metazoa, Chordata, Amphibia, Anura, Myobatrachidae. The transcript has 14 exons. The record is from RefSeq and is a predicted model, not a curated record.
ACCACAGAUAUGCAGUUUUUCCUUCUUCCCAACAUUUCCACUAUAUGGAUUUUUACAUUUUUAAACAAGAGGCCUCCUCGUUGCAGAUGUCUAAGUAACUAGAGAGAAAAGAAGACUUGUUUGAAAAGAGAAUUGUAUUAUUUUUAACCAAUACAUUGCUUGGCAAGAAAUUGUCUAAUGCCUUUGUGGAAUAUAUCCCUCCAUUAUUUUACUUUAUAUUCCUUUGCUAUCAGACACAUAUUGCCAAGAGAGAUCAGGCAUGAACACCACUUCAUAAUAUUCUUCUUGCAGGUACAGUACAUUUGAAUUACACAAGUUGAUCAUUUAGCUGUAAAAAUAUGAAGGUUGCUGUCUUGGACUUGGGAACUGUCUUUGCUAAAUUCUUCAAACCAAUUGUAUCACCUAUAAGUCCAGGACCAACUGGCAAUCCGUUCCCUCAAGGUUCUAGUGCAGCAAGCUCUUCUGGAACCUCAACCCCUUCCCUGGCCCACAAAUCACCCUUCCUUCUACUGUCUGCCCCACCGUCACCUCUGCACAUCUUCAACACAUCCACUCCUUCCUUCUCUUCCCUGCCUCGCGUUCCCUCUGGGAAAACUGUGACUGCGAGUGGAAUUUCUGCACCCAGUAGUCCAGCUCAUUCAACAAAGCCCCAGCAUUCAAACGCAACAGCCAACAGCGUGGCACCACUUCUACAGGUAUAUGAGGAACCAUGGGCAGGUCCACAACCUACAGCUUCAUCUCCAACACCACCAACUACAAUUCUUGUACGCCCGGCUCCCACAAGUACCAUCCCAACAGUACCUAGUAUGCAGCCAAACAUAUCCAGUCGAUCGCCAAGACUUCAAGAGACCUCUGUUUCUGUGUGGAAUACCAAGUCCAUGCUUUUUACCCUACCUGAUAUUGGGGAGGAGACCACUGACUAUGAAGACAGCCACCACAGCCAGGGAAAAGGAUUGCGUCGUGGAAACGCUGAUCCUCGCCUCUCAGAGAAAGGUGGAGACCUUCUACCGGUGCAUUUUACAAGGCCUGUACAGGAAGCCAUCCAUAACUACACAUGUGAAUCGGUUUCAUCUCUGUCUUCCAGCGGACAAACCACCCCAACAGACCUAAAUAACUCCUGGUCAGGGAUACAAAGCUAUACUACUGGACUGUCCACUGAGAGGAGCUCUGUCUAUUCCUGGAGAGAUGAUGAGUUUGAUAAAGCCAACACGCAGAGAGUUCAUCAACUAUUCUGGGACGUUGAUGAGAUGCUGUUUGAAGACAGCGUGACUUCUCAGAAUAAGAACCUGCAAGCAGAGUGUAAGGACUGGACCAAGAGAUCUCUUCACCUUAGAAUAUUGGGAAACCAACUUAUUUUUCCAAAGGAUGAAGGCUUCCAGCAUUUUCAGAGCAAGACUUCAAAUUACUCAUCUACAAGUCCCAAAAGUAUUGUUGAGAGCUCUAAUUCCUUGAAACAGCUCUGUGUCUCUGGGUCACGGCUAGUUCCUGCAGCAUCGCCAUUGCAAAGAACUGACGAGUCCACAUCCAGCACAAGUUCUCUGGGUUCUGAGUUUUCAGUGUAUUCAUUCCUGGAGGAAGAGAUCUAUGAUGCAGAUGGCAGUAUUGAGGAAUAUCUCGCCUAUGACAGCAGAGAGCAUGAUGAUGAGGGAUUGGACCCGAGCAAAGCUCAGCUUCGCCAAAAGAAGUCAUGGCGUGGUAUACCCCCCGUCUCUCCCAAUGACUGCAUCAUAGACGCAGUGGCUGCAGAAGCCUUUGAUGACACCUGGAGAAGUGUUGCAGAGUCCAUGCAAGAACUAAUCAUUAAAUCGUGGGAGGAUGCUACAGAGAACAUAAAAAAAGCAGGAAUGAGUCAUAUAUCUGCAAACAAGUAUCUUCAGCUACCAGUUCCACGGAUUAUGUCAGGGACAACAGGAAUUCCUCCAUCACGGGGCUCUGAGGCUCGGAGCAUGUCAUUUGGCUCCUAUGUGUUUACUUCUCAGGUGCAUCGUAAUUUCAGCAGUGACUUAAAUGGAGUAAUGACAAUACAAGCUAAACCUCUACAACAUCGUCAUGCUGGACUGGUGGAGAAGACACGUGAACAAGAAGAUAAAUCUUUGAGUAUUAUGCCAAGAGUAAUAAACUCCGCAAGAAAUCGACUGGGAAGGUCAAUUGACAACAGUAUUAUUUCAUCCUCUCGGAUUCUGCAUACCCCUUCUAGGAAGACACCCACGCAAAGAAGACUGCCUGCUCUCACUUUAGAUCCCAUGCGAUCUAAAACACCCAAUGUUUACAGUGAUGAAGUUCUCAGGGGUACAAAGCUAUACACUGGAAUAGACCGAUUAUCAUCCCCAUCAAUCCAAGCCAAUAGGAAUAAAUUACCGCCAAUUAUCUCUGAAACAGCUGACCAGCAUCUGUCCGUUCCCGUAUCUCGGCAUUCAGCUCAAAACAGAGGUAAGCAUUCACACAGUCGGGUAUCUAGCGCGGUGCCUGACACCACAGGACGUCGCCCCCUGCGUGACCGAACAAUAGUUGUGGAACAACUUACAAGGCCCAAUACAACUCACACUUUCAGGUCAGAGACAUCGCACAGAAGAUCUUUUACCCCUAUGGAUUUUGCUAACAAUACAUGGACGGGACAAGCAUUCCUGACAAGUUCACAGUAUCAACCAAAAUCCUUACAGAGGAAUCCAAGUUCAAGAAGAAAAAUUCAAUUGCCAUCUUAAUGAGGAGUAAAAAGAGAGAUGGACAAUGACGUUUUCUAUCUUCUGCUGGUCCCCCAGAAACAAUGUUGUUAAUAUGUUUUUAUCUGUUAAAAACUGAACACCGGCAAGUCUGAGUUAUGAACUCAGCAUUUGUAAUGGGUCACCUGACUUCAGGAGAAUCAACUUUAUUAUACAAAUAGCUGCAGCGAAUGUUAAAACUUGCAUUUGUAGAAUGUCAUAAUAAUAUUUUUAUAAAUGUAAUAUAUUAUUUGUUAGUCAAUCAAGCACUUUUGAGCUCUAAAAGAUUAUGGGGAGAUUUAUAAAAUCUACUAAAGAAGACCAGUGGAGCAUUUGCACUUAGCAACCAAUUAUAUACUUGCUAUCUUUUAUCUAGUACACAGAACUAGAUUACAUGGGGAUCACAGUGGCACGGUGCCCAGGACCCCCUUUCUCAAAGCCCUUCCCCCCACUGUGCGCUGCCUCUGUUACUGCAUAGCAGCCACUGGGUACUAGGACCCAGCGGCUCUCCACAGAGGCAUGACCUCUGACAUGCGUGGCACCCCACCAUCUCUUCCUCGCCCUUUAGUCCUGCGUAAGUAUAUGUAUAUGUGGUGGGCCCCCCUGUCUUAAGUGCCCGGGACUCUGGAAGGCUUCAUCCGGCCCUGCUAGUGCAUUUCAUGAAAUCUUAGUUACUGUAUGGGCAACACCUUCACACAUUAGAGGUUUUGCUAAAUCUCCCUCUUAAUACAGUAUAGCUGGAUAUAUUUGCUAAAACUUCCUUGCCCAUAGCAAUCAACCUAUAAUUUAUCCUGUACAUUCUAGAAAGUGGUAGCUAGAAUCUGGUUGGAUGCCACAAGUAACACAUCCAUUUUUGCCUUUUUUUAGAAGCCACCUACCUUCAUGAUUCAGUUACUGCAUAAAAGAUGGAUAUUGUGCUUCACAACUUUUGCUUACUUACUGUGCCAGGAGUAUGGUAUGCCCAAAGGAUUUACUCUAUUACAGUGGGCCUGUCACUCAUAGUGAGUCAAGGCAGCUAUUUUGUGGGAUUGUCCGCCAGGAAGGUCACUUCAACCGUGGCUUAGAGCUGCAGGUAGAGUAUGCUACAGUGUACGAUACACAACUUCUUUUAUACUUGGCAGAGUAUCCUAAACAGAUAUUUUAAAUCUCUCUGCCUUGUAUUCUAUUCAAUAAUAGCAGUAAAUGAAAUGAUUGAUUAUCAUGAAGAUACAGUAUUUCAUUUAUAUAAGUACAUGUACGUAUACUUGGCUUGUAUUGGUGGAACAGUUAAUCUAUCACUAGUAAAGCAUGCGUACAAGAUUUAUUGUACAGGUUUUCAGAACACGGACUUCAAAUAUAAACUUAAGAUUGGCAAUGUUAUAAUGACACAUUGGGCCUUAUUCCGAGUCACACGCUAUGCCAGUGGUUCCCAAAUUUCUUGAAUCACGGUGCCCUAGAGUAUCAGCAUUUUUUUCACAGCACCCCUAGGAUAAAAGUUUUUUAUUGAUAAAUUUGGGGAAAAAAUAUUAAAUGAAGUAAAUGGUGCCUACCUGUCAUCCUUAGGGUCAGUUAUGUGGUGGUGUACAGUGGUGUUUCUGAUUGUCCACGUUUUAUUAUUGGCAGCCACUAGCACUGGUUUUGCCUAUCCCUUUGGCCAUAAUAAUUUGAUUUGGUCCUGGACCACCAACCUGAGACACCCCUGCAAGAGCCUCGGACACUCUGUAAUGCUGUUCUUUAUACUUUAUUUGUAAUAAUUAGUAUAUACACAAUUUAAGCCAAUCUAAUUGAAACAGUGUGAAGCUUAAGGGGGGUACUCACGGAGCGAUAUUUUAAGCAAUCUGACUAGAUUGCUUAGAAUUUAAGCAAGAUUGCUCCGUGUCUACCCCAUACAGCGAUAGCGAUGCGCAGCCCCGCGCAUCGGUAUCACUGCUGCUAGAUUGGCCUGCCGUGCAGGCCAAUCUAGCGGGUCGAUCACUUUACCCGCUGGGUGAAAUGAGCGGCCCCCCCGUCUCCCCCCACACGCUCAGCACAGAUCGCGCUGUGCUGAGCGGCGGGAGAGAUGUGUGCUGAGCGAAUCGCUCAGCACACAUCUCUCCCCGAAUCGGCCCGUGGGUACUGAUUGCCUCAGUAGGUCGUUGAGCAUCAUGAUGCUCAGAGAGAGUUGAACAUGAAUCUUAAGACACCCAAGGAAUCAUGCAUCACUAAGGCUGUUUGGUCCGGCUUGUACAGCCUGAACAUGGAAACAGAAGUUUUUUGUUGCCAUAGUGAUGAGUGGUCCCUUGGGCAGUUUAACAUUGGCUGCUGCUUCCUUCCUUCCAUAUAUGGCUUGUUCAGACAGAAGAAUGAAAGAAAAGCGCUCAUACAGUACAAACAUCCUUCAUACACUAAAUUCUAUGAUCAAUGUUCUGAAACUUUAAAAACUUAUACUAAAUACAAACCAAACCUACUGUAUGUAGCAGAUCCUUUUAUUUUUCAGAAGUAUUUUUUUUUAUAGCUGCCACUGUCUAUUCACGAAGAUACAGUGGCCCCGUCAGUCCUGGUGUUUCAUGUCUUAUAUUGGACAGUGUCACGUUCAAAGAAAUGGCUGCGAUCGCAGCUCUGUUUGCAGCUAAGUGAUCACUGGCUGUAAACAGAAGCCAGCCCAUUUCUGUUCCCUGGUUACCCGACUCUGCUUUGAAUAUACCCCUAUGUAUGGUGGCAUCAUGAUCUGUGUAAGGGCUUUCAGAUAAAAACAUCCACCUGGUGUGUUCAAUGAUAGACCUCACUGUCACCACUUUCCCAGUACUGUACACAUUGGCACAUCAGAGUUCUAGAGAACGGUUGAUGGAAACAGCUCUUUUAUCAUAAAGCAGUUAAAAUUGGAGAUAUGUAACAACCCUAAAUAAGUAAUCAUGUUUAGUUUUCACCUGACCACAUACUGUAAGACCAAAUUGGUGCUAUGCGUUAUAGCACAUCUAUGCUUGCAUCACGUUACAUAACUAGCCUUCAGAAUAACUAAGCUGUCGCAGGCCAUAGAAGAGAACAAACCCUAGGAGCAGAAUGCUGCUGCACCAGAUGCAGCUCUCCAGGCACUGAGUCAGGGCAGUAAUACUGUCUCCUUCUCAGCCUUGUGCCCUACUCCACAUCAUUGGUUGCACAACCCCCAUUUUGGUCCUGUAUAGUAGUAUACUAUGUGUACAAAUGCGCUGUUACCCAUAACCACCAAUUAGAUACUUAGGGGUCUAUUUACUAAGCCUUGAACGGAGAUAAAGUACCAGCCAAUCAGUUAAUGGGUGGGGAACCCAUAGUGUGAUGCUGGUAACAGUCCCUAUCUUUAGAAGAUUACAAACAGAUUUGAAAUGCUUCACAGUAUUCAUGUUGUUCUGCCACUGACAGCAGUUUCAUUCAUCUGUAAACUUACCUUUGUAAUGAUGCUCUAAUAAGCCUGAAUGUUACUACCUAUACAGUGCAUAUCUACACAAUAUAUAUGCUUAUAUUUACUUGCCAAAUUAUAUUUUUUAUAACCAUGUACAUUAUGUACCUUUUUAUAUUGUGCUAAUUUUUGUCAAUGAUGUUUCCUUUGAGAUUUUGUGAAAAAUACUUUGUUUCCCUAUAUGCACUGGAAUAAACAGAUUGUUGUGUUUUUUAUUAAAUAUAUGUAUUUAUUACUAAGAUUAAAGUUGUUUGGUGGAUUUUCCCAAAAUGAAAAGAAGAAAGAAAUCUGCAACAUUUGUGACUUUUUCAGUGGCCUGAUAGGUGGCAAACAGCGACAAUGCUGGUAAAUGAAUGUGAGAUAUAGUAUUACGGAUAUGUUGCUAUUUGACCGUGU